This is a messenger RNA of Pipistrellus nathusii (Nathusius's pipistrelle), 3276 nucleotides long. The record is from the annotation of a GenBank genome assembly. Lineage: Eukaryota; Metazoa; Chordata; Mammalia; Chiroptera; Vespertilionidae.
AUGAAGAAGUUCUCUCGGAUGCCCAAGUCGGAGGGCGGCGGCGGCGGCGGCGGCGGCGCAGCGGCCGGCGGGUCCGGCGGGGCCGUGGCCGCCUCGGGCUCCGGGGGCUCGUCCGUCGGGGCGCGGGUGUUCGCCGUGGGCCGCUACCAGGUCACCCUGGAGGAGGCGCUGGCGGAAGGUGGAUUCUCCACAGUUUUCCUGGUGCGGACUCAUGGUGGAAUCCGCCAUGCAUUGAAGCGAAUGUAUGUCAAUAACUUGUCUGACCUCAACAUUUGUAAAAGGGAAAUUAAAAUUAUGAAAGAGCUAUCUGGUCACAAAAAUAUUGUGGGCUUUUUGGAUUGUGCCAUUAAUUCAAUUAGUGAUAAUGUAUGGGAAGUACUUAUCUUAAUGGAAUAUUGCCGAGCCGGGCAGGUAGUGAAUCAAAUGAAUAAGAAGCUGCAGACAGGUUUUACGGAACCAGAAGUGUUACAGAUAUUUUGUGACACCUGUGAAGCUGUUGCGAGGUUGCAUCAGUGUAAGACUCCAAUAAUUCACCGGGAUCUGAAGGUAGAAAAUAUUUUGUUGAAUGAUGGUGGAAACUAUGUACUUUGUGACUUUGGCAGUGCCACUAAUAAAUUUCUUAAUCCUCAAAAAGAUGGAGUGAAUAUAGUAGAAGAAGAAAUUAAAAAGUAUACAACUCUGUCAUACAGAGCCCCUGAAAUGAUCAACCUUUAUGGAGGGAAACCCAUCACCACCAAGGCUGAUAUCUGGGCACUGGGAUGCUUACUGUAUAAACUUUGUUUCUUCACUCUUCCUUUUGGUGAGAGUCAGGUUGCUAUCUGUGAUGGCAGCUUCACCAUCCCAGACAAUUCACGCUACUCUCAUAACAUCCAUUGUUUAAUAAGAUUCAUGCUUGAACCAGAUCCAGAGCGUAGACCUGAUAUAUUUCAAGUGUCCUAUUUUGCAUUUAAAUUUGCCAAAAAGGACUGCCCCAUCUCCAAUAUCAAUAAUUCUUCUAUACCUUCAGCUCUUCCUGAACCCAUGACUGCUAGUGAAGCAGCUUCUAGAAAAAGCCAAAUAAAAGCGAGAAUAACAGAUACCAUUGGACCAACAGAAACCUCAAUUGCACCAAGACAAAGACCAAAGGCCAACUCUACUACUGCCACCCCGAGUGUGCUGACCAUUCAGAGUUCAGCUACACCUGUUAAAGUCCCUGUGCCUGGGGAAUUCAGUAACCACAGAUCAAAAGGAGCACUGAGACCUGGAGUCAGCCCUGAGAUUUUACUGGGUCAGGGGCCCCCUCAACAGCCUCCGCAGCAAAACAGAGUCCUUCAGCAACUACAGCAGGGAGACUGGAGAUUGCAGCAACUUCAUUCACAGCCUCGCCAUCCUCAGCAGCAGCAGCAGGAUGCUUAUAUGCAGCAGUAUCAACAUGCUUUGCAGCAGCAACAGAUACUGCAGCAACAAUUUUUAAUGCACUCAGUAUAUCAGCCACAGCCUUCUGUAUCACAGUAUCCUGCAAUGGUGCAGCGGUAUCAGCAGGCUUUCAUGCAGCAGCAAAUGGUAGCUCAGCAACAGCAGUCUCAACAACAGGCAUCAUCUGAGUAUCUUACUUCCCCUCAAGAGUUCUCACCGGCCUUAGUUUCCUAUACUCCAUCUCUUCCAGCUCAGGUUGGAACCAUAAUGGACUCCUCUUAUAGUGCCAAUAGGUCAAUUGUUGAAAAAGAAGCAGUUGCAAAUAUUACAAAUCAGAAGAACUUCAGUAACCCACCUGAUAUGUCAGGGUGGAAUCCUUUCGGAGAGGAUAAUUUCUCCAAAUUAACAGAAGAAGAAUUGUUGGACAGAGAAUUUGACCUUCUAAGAUCAAGUUCUCCUGAAAAGAAAAUCGAACAUUUAUCCCCGAGUCAAGAAAAUAUCCCUGCAGUCCCUAUGAAGAGUAGAAAGGCAAGUCCAGUGUCUAAAGACCACCGGGCUGGAAAGAAAACCUCUGAGAAUUCAUCCGUACAGGGCCAAGUGCAGAAGGGAAAUGACGAGUCUGAAAGCGAUUUUGAAUCGGAUCCCCCUUCUCCUAAGAGCAGUGAAGAGGAAGAGCAAGAGGAUGAAGAAGUUCUUCAGGGGGGACAGGAUUUCAACGAUGACGAUACUGAACCGGAAAAUCUGGGUCACAGGCCUCUCCUCAUGGACUCUGAGGAUGAGGAAGAGGAAGAGAAACACAGCUCUGAUUCGGAGGAUGAACAGGCCAAAGUCAAGUACAGCGCUGGGAGCCCUGCCUACAGAGACAAACCCGGCCGUGGACAAGACCCGAAUGCAGCGCUCCCCAGCUCACCCCCAGUGCCCCCUAAUGCAGGAGUAGAGACUCCCAGACAGGAGUUCGAUGUGUUUGGCGCUGUCCCCUUCUUUGCGGUGCGUGCUCAACAGCCCCAACAAGGCGAGCAUGAGAAGAGCCUCCCUCGGCAGCCCUGUUUCCCUGCUGUGGGCCUGGAGCAGGAGGAAUUUGACGUGUUCACGAAGGCCCCCUUCAGCAAGAAGGUGAACGUCCAAGACGGCCGUGCAGCGGGGCCCGAAGCACAGACGCUCCCUGGCUGUCCCAAGAGUGUGGAUAUAUUUGGCUCCACUCCGUUUCAGCCCUUCCCCACGCCCACAGGUAAAAGCGACAGCCGCGAGGACCUCUUCGGCCUGGUGCCCUUCGAGGAGAUAACGGGGAGUCAGCAGCAGAAAGUCAAGCAGCGUAGCUUACAGAAGCUCUCUUCUCGCCAAAGGCGCACGAAGCAGGACUUGUCCAAAAGUAACGGGAAGCGGCACCACGGCACGCCCACCAGCGCGAAGAAGGCGGCGAAGCCCGCCUACCGCACCCCGGAGCGGGCCCGCAGGCACAGGAAGGCGGGCCGCCGCGACUCCCAGAGCAGCAACGAGUUCCUGACCAUCUCGGACUCCAAGGAGAACAUCAGCGUCGCGCUGACGGAUGGGAAGGACAGGGGCAACGUCCUGCCUCCCGAGGAGGGUCUGCUGGACCCGUUUGGGGCCAAGCCCUUCCACCCCCCGGACGUGCCAUGGCACCCUUCCCACCAGGGCCUGGGCGACAUCCGCGCCGACCACAACCCCGUGCUGCCCGGGUGGCCCAGACCCAACUCACUCCACGGGUCCUUUCACAGCUCAGAGGCGCUGAAGAUGGACGACUUUGGUGCCGUGCCCUUCACAGAACUUGUGGUGCAGAGCGUCACCUCACCUCAGGCCCAACAGCCCCAGGCCAUCGAAUUUGACCCAUUUGGUGCUGCUCCGUUUCCUUCUAAACAGUAG